This is a messenger RNA of Solenopsis invicta (red fire ant), 1995 nucleotides long. Its product is annotated as synaptic vesicle glycoprotein 2C. The record is from RefSeq and is a predicted model, not a curated record. NCBI's taxonomy places the organism in Eukaryota, Metazoa, Arthropoda, Insecta, Hymenoptera, Formicidae. Gene Ontology annotation, molecular function: transmembrane transporter activity. The transcript is spliced from 11 exons. The coding region runs from base 321 to 1856 and encodes 511 amino acids. Gene Ontology annotation, biological process: transmembrane transport. Gene Ontology annotation, cellular component: membrane.
CCGCAGAGACGGAAACUCGGCAAAGAGAGGAAAACACUUCACGGUUUAUCUGCCGACUCUAGUGGCCGUGCGCCGAUUGACGCCGUUUUUCCCAGGGGGUGGCCCAUAUUAGGGGAGAAAUUCUCGGCGGCGACGUCGACGGGGUAUCACCUUGAGUGUUCACCGUUCACCAAUGAACGCGGGGCGUCGCCCUCAAGGACAGCAUCGCGGCAACUGCAGCGGCAGCACUAGGAAACGACGGCACUGCGACGGCACGUCCACGAAAGAGAACUUCCGGCGCGCGAACACCUGCAGAGCGUCCAGCGAUUUAAGCGGCGAUCAUGGGACUCGACUUCCUGGCAGACGGAGGUGCCGACUUCGAACAUGCGAUCACCAUAACAGGUUUUGGGAGGUUUCACUACAUGCUGCUGACCAUCUGCGGUUUGAUUUAUAUGGACACGGCGAUCGGGGUGACGAUACUUUCGUUCGUACUUCCGGCGGCACAAUGCGACCUCGAGAUGGAUUCCACCGCGAAGGGUUGGCUAACUGCUUCCCCAAUGCUAGGUAUGUUAAUUGGAUCGUAUAUAUGGGGAUGCCUGGCUGAUACGAAGGGCAGGAAGAUCGUGUUAAUCACUACGCUGCUGAUGGACGGCAUCGUGGGCAUCGCGUCUUCGUUCGUUCAAUACUUCUGGGUAUUCCUGAUCUUUCGGUUCUUCAACGGCUUCGCUAUAACUGGCGCUAUGGGCAUCUGCUUUCCGUAUCUUGGCGAAUUUCAACCUACAAAAUUCCGCGAACGCUGUCUCUGCUGGAUGGAAAUGUUCUGGACGGUCGGUGUAAUAGUUUUGCCGCUGAUCGCCUGGCUGAUCAUCCCCAUGGACUUCACUAUCGUAAGCGAAACGUUCUACUUCAAGUCUUGGAAUCUCUUCGUCGCGCUCUGUGCCCUGCCGUCAAUCAUGCUCGGCCUGUGGCUGUUUGCCUUCCCCGAGAGUCCGAAGUUUCUGCUGGAAUGCGGCGAGACCGACGCCGCCCUCGAAGUAUUCAAGUGGAUUUACUCACGGAAUACCGGCGCCGAUCCAGAAACUUAUCCGGUGAAGUGCUUACAAGAAAAGGCGAAGCAUCAGGAUAAAAGCACUAGAUCGCUGAAGCUGCACAAGCGUAAGGACUUGAAGGUCUUGUUCACGGAAAUACGUGAUCUGACGACCGCGCUUUGCAAACCGCCCUAUUUGCGGAACACUGCGCUCGCCUGCGCCAUUCAAUUCGGGCUCACCAGCAGCUAUUACACUCUGAUGGUCUGGUUUCCAGAAUUGUUCACCAGAUUUGAGCAAUUUGAACACGCAAAUCCAGGCGAGACCACGUCGGUGUGCAUAGUGUCUGCUCUGCCGGACAACACAACGUUCUUUGAUCCUUACGGAUGCGACACGAUAAUUGCUCCUUCUGUUUAUCUGCAUACCGUGUACAUUGGCCUCGCGUGCAUCCCCGGCUCAAUCAUCCUCCCUCUUUUCGUGCACAAACUGGGAGCGAAGUUCUUCCUUAUCGUAUCGCUGGUGGUUUCCGGCGCGGUAACAGUAGGCUUUUACUACGUGGUGAAUUCGAUGCAGAAUCUGGUGCUCUCGUGUGUGUUCGAGGCUCUCACGUCCCUCGGAAUCUCUCUAGUCUAUUGCGUAAUCGUCGACAUGUUCCCGACGAAUCUCAGGGUGAUGGCCGCGGCUUUAUCAUUGACCAUGGGUCGUCUAGGCGCUCUGGUCGGCAACCUGGUAUUUGGUUAUCUGAUCGAUUUAGCCUGUGUUGUCCCCAUUAUACUAUUCGCCGCGUUUCUCUUUGCCUGCGGUUUCUUCUCGUUCUUACUGCCGAAAACUGGGAAGGACACGCUGGAUUAGCAGGACCAACAGAGCGAGGGCUAGCUGUUUCUCGCAUUUUGCUCGGACAACUCGAGGAAUACGUGCCUUGGACCACUCUCUCUUUUCUCGCGGUGCUCACAUUGUAUUUAUUAAUAAAUUUAUUUGCUAAAAAAAGAAA